AUUUGAUUCUUUUAAUUCCGGUGUUUAAACGUUUACCCUUGUUUUACAAUUAAAUAUUCAAUUUCAUUGAUAAGCUUUGGUAAUUCAUGGGAGGGACAUUUUGUUACUUGUAAUAUUAAAUAUCAUUCGUAAAAAGACACUUCCUUUUCAGUUUCAUUUCGAAAGUCGUCUUCAAAGCAUCAGUGAAAAGUGAAUCAAAAAUACAUUUUUUUUCUGUUUAAAAAUAAAAAGAAGAAAAAAAUGGAGUUAUUAGCAAUUUUGUUAGUAAUAAUUUUCAAAUUUUUUGUUCUGUUGACAAUUUAUAUGUCGAGAAAUUUUUGCUAUUGGACAAAAUUGGGAGUAAAACAAAUUACUCCUUUUCCAUUUUUUGGAAAUUUUGCCGAUUAUUUUUUCAAAAAUAAAUCGCCGAGUAAUAUUAUAAAAAAUUAUUACGAUCAACAUAAAAAAGAUCCGUAUGUGGGAAUUUACAUUGUCGACAAACCGACUCUAUUAAUAAUAGAUCUCAAUAUUAUCAAAUCUAUACUAGUGACAAAUUUUCUCGAUUUUUCCGAUAAAUUCAUGAAAUCAAGCUCAAAAGAUCCUUUGAGUAAUCGAAGUUUACCAUUUUUGGAGCACGCUAAAUGGAGCGUUUUAAGAAAAAAAUUAACCCCCGCUUUUUCGCCCUCCAAAUUGAAAACCGAUUUUAAUUACUUGAAGGAAGUGACGCAACAUUUGGAUAAAUAUUUAAAUUCCCUGAAUUUGGAAGUUGCAAAAACAAUAAAUGUUAAGGAAAUUUGUGGAAAAUACACGACAGAUUUAGUUGGUUUAAUUGGAUUUGGGUUGAAUUUAAAUAGUUUAAAUAAUCCCAACGCUGAAUUUCGUAAAUAUGGCAAAAUGAUGUUUGGCGAUUUUACAAAUAGACGGAAAGUAGAAUUGACCUCCAUUUAUUUAUCGCCAUCAUAUAUCAAAAAUAUAUUUGAUUAUCGUUUCUUCGAGAAGGAGAGUGGAGAAUUUUUCCGUAAGGAAUUUACGAAAAUUUUUCAAAUAAGAGAAGAAUCAAAAAUCGUGAGAAACGAUUUAUUGGAUAUUUUGAUAGAAAUAAAAAAGGAGGAUUCAACACUCGAAAUGAAUGACAUAAUUGCCCAGGCAAUUGUAUUAUUUACGGCUGGAUUCGAUACCACCUCUACGGUAAUGUCUUUUACUUUAUUUGAAUUGGCGUCGAAUUUGGAAAUUCAACAAAAAUUGAGAUCCGAAAUAAAUAAGUAUUUGGAGAAAACAAGUGGAGUUGUAACUUUUGAUAUGGUAACGACUUUACCAUUCUUAGAAAAAGUUGUUUUGGAAACUCUCCGAUUACAUCCCACAGUUCCAACAAUUGACAGAGUUGCAACAAAAGAUGUUGUAAUUCAAGAAACUGGCCUGCGCAUUAAAAAGGGAACACCAAUAAUAAUACCUAUUACAGGUAUUCAUUAUGACGAGCAUUAUUUUGAAAAUCCGGAAAUAUUUAAUCCGGACAAUUUUGACUCGAAAAAUUUGGCCUUCAUGCCUUUUGGAAUCGGUCCACGAAGUUGUAUCGCACUUCGUCAAGGUCUUAAUCAAGCUAAAUUUGGUAUUAUUUAUUUCGUAUCAAAUUACAUGAUCAGAUUAUCGGACAAAAGUUCGGUACAAGUGGAUCCAAAGGUAUAUUUUACAGCCGGCAAAGAAGGCUUAUAUCUUGAACUACAAAAAAUAUAAGUCAAAUCCAAGUUCAAUUUAAAUUAGCCAAAGCAAACAGUUUUAUAAACAUUCAUAUAAAGGAAAUAUUUUUAUAAUAAAUUCAAUAAGUCUUUCGAAUAAAUAAAAAAUUAUUCUCUAGAAUUGAUUUU
Leptopilina heterotoma is the source of this 1841-nucleotide messenger RNA. RefSeq names its product cytochrome P450 6k1-like. Bases 241 to 1710 code for a protein of 489 amino acids. Gene Ontology annotation, molecular function: oxidoreductase activity, acting on paired donors, with incorporation or reduction of molecular oxygen; heme binding; iron ion binding. The record is from RefSeq and is a predicted model, not a curated record. NCBI's taxonomy places the organism in Eukaryota, Metazoa, Arthropoda, Insecta, Hymenoptera, Figitidae. The transcript has 5 exons.